Molecule: messenger RNA, 1829 nt
Organism: Cuscuta campestris
Lineage: Eukaryota; Viridiplantae; Streptophyta; Magnoliopsida; Solanales; Convolvulaceae
Source: the annotation of a GenBank genome assembly
AUUCCAUCUCCUCAAAUCUCUUCUUUCUUUGAAAUUUCAAACUUUUCAGUUCUCCCCUCUUUCUUUCUUUCUUGAUUUUUAUUUUUCACCCUUUUUCAUCAUCAUCUUCACCAUUUUCAUCUCCAUUUCUCUCUCUUGUUUAUUUGUUCAGAAACUAUUUUUACUUUUUUUACUGUUCCACAAUCCACAGUACACUGUCUUUUCAAAUCAUUCAUUUUUCUUCCACUUGUUAAACAAGAUAGGGUGUAAUAAUAAUCUCUCUGUGAGACCCAAGAUUCAAUACACUGCUCACAUGGAUAGGAGGAACAGAAUACCCAAUUUCUUGAAUGUGUUUCAGGGAACACCAAGAGAGGUGGAGCCAGGAUGCCCACACACUAUCAUGUCCCAUGGUUCAACACUUGCAUGGAAUCACAAACUGGACUGGCUCAUACUCCUCCUCCUCCUCCUCAUGGAGAUUGCCCUCUACAUCAUAGGUCCAUUCUAUCGCUUUGUAGGCGCCGACAUGAUGUCCGAUCUCAAAUACCCCAUGAAAGACAACACUGUCCCCGUUUGGGCUGUUCCCAUCUAUGCAGUUCUUUUGCCUAUUGUCAUCUUCGUUUUCUACUAUCUGCGAAGGAAGGAUGUCUAUGAUCUACACCACAGCAUACUAGGGCUUCUAUUUUCUAUACUUAUAACUGCUGUGAUGACGGAUGCCAUAAAAAAUGCUGUGGGUAGGCCUCGGCCUGACUUCUUCUGGCGUUGCUUUCCAGACGGACGGGAUCUUUAUGAUCGUUGGGGCAAUGUGAUAUGCCAUGGUAAAGAGAGUGACAUAAAGGAAGGACAUAAGAGUUUUCCAAGUGGUCACACUUCAUGGUCAUUUGCAGGACUGGGUUUCCUAGCCAUGUAUUUAGCAGGAAAAAUCAAACCAUUUGACAGGAGAGGGCAUAUAGCAAAGCUGUGUAUAAUAUUUCUUCCUCUUCUGGCAGCCUCUCUGGUUGGCGUUUCUCGCGUGGAUGACUACUGGCAUCAUUGGCAGGACGUCUUUGCCGGGGCCCUCAUAGGUCUUGUUGUGGCAAUGUUCUGCUAUCUGCAAUUUUUCCCGCCCCCAUAUCAUUCUCAAGGCUGCACUCCGUAUGCGUUUUCUCGGGCCGUGGAAGAGUUCGUAAGUAAUUCACAAACAAGGCCAAGGCCGUAUGCAAACGGGCCGAAUACACUGUUAGCGUUGCCACCUUCUGAUCCACCCAUUUUCGGCGAUCCAUUGGAUUUUGCCGAGCGGGGCCGGGGACAGAGAAACGACCUUUGAUUUGGAGAAAUGCUAAAAGUCAGAAACAAAAAUGUCACAAAGUGCAUAAAUUCAUCAUUUGAGAUCUCACGAAAAGAAUAAAAUGGUCUCGGAAAUUUUAAGAUACAUGAGAAUUUAAAUUCGCAAAUGGAAUGGUAAAUUUGUGCGUUCUUUGACGUUUUUGUUUGUGGCCUUAGCAUUUCUCAUGACGUGGUAGAAGUUUCCCGCGUUGACGGCCUUCUUUCCUGUGAAUAUUUAGCCGAGCACGUGAUUUAGAUAAGAAAGAAGGGGUGGGUGCAAAAGAGGUAAUGCUCGAGUUCGAUUCUCAACAAAGAAGAUAAUGAACGGUAACCAUGAAUAGGCAUGAAACUCUUGUAUGUACUAGGACAAAUCUCAAAUGUUAUUGUUGAUUGAUUGCAACACUUGCCCAUUAUUAAUGAAUUCUUAAUCCUAUGGUUAUGGGUGGUUUCUUCAUCCUAGUACAAAUUCCAGUUUUGAAACAUUUUCUUUUCUUUGUAAACACAUUUGAAGCACCAUUUUAAUAUCUCAAUAAGGGUAUGCUUAUUGC